This is a messenger RNA of Exophiala oligosperma, 3112 nucleotides long. RefSeq lists its product as uncharacterized. NCBI's taxonomy places the organism in Eukaryota, Fungi, Ascomycota, Eurotiomycetes, Chaetothyriales, Herpotrichiellaceae. The transcript has 2 exons. Gene Ontology annotation, molecular function: protein binding. The record is from RefSeq and is a predicted model, not a curated record. The coding region runs from base 130 to 2112 and encodes 660 amino acids.
ACUCUUACUAUUACACUGCCACUCUUUACCUUCCAUGCUAUUCACUUCCUACACAAUAUCUUCGCAUGGUAUACCUAGACACCUCUUUCACUAACCCCAAGAACAUACACUCUCCGAUCAACCAUAAUCAUGGCUUCGGUCACGAGUCUCGACCAGGACAUGCGCAAACUGCGCCUUGACCGGUACACGCCUGGUGCCGCGAAAGAAGUAAGAGCGUGGAUUGAAGAUACACUGGGGGAGAGAUUGCCUCCAGGGGAUUUGAUGGAUGCCUUGAAAGAUGGUGUCGCGCUCUGCAAACUUGUCAAUCUAGCGGUCGCUCCAGGCGUCAAGUAUAAACAGUCCAACAUGCCAUUUGUGCAGAUGGAGAACAUAUCUCAUUUUCUACGCGCCUGUGAACUACCACCAUUGAAUCUACCAUCCCACGACCGCUUCUUGACUGUCGAUCUCUAUGACGGUAAAGAUCCGGCACAAGUUUUACAAUGCAUUUCCGCCUUCAGUCGCGCUGCAAAUGGCAUAAACCCAGGAGCAUUCCCAUCCACUCUUGGUGCGAAGAGUAAAGGGGCAGCCAUGAGUCCGCAAGGAACGGGAUCAAGUGGACCGAGAUCACCGGCGUACACCACCACAACAGCGGCUCGGCCUCGAGGCACGAGCAACGCUACCGUCGACAGCCCUUCAUACACCUUUAACCCGCUCAACAAAGCAGCAUAUUCGGGUCGAAUAAGUCCAACCAAGAAUACCCUUGGGAGGGGCGGGCUCGCUACAGGCGGGCCGGUCAGUACCUGGAGCAGCAAAGCUGAUGAAGGCAAGACGGCACCGGCGUGGAACAUUCAUCAGUACGGGUACAUGGGCGGAGCUAGCCAGGGCAACCAAGGUGUCGCAUUUGGCGCACGGAGACAAAUCACCUCUCCCGCUCCCAGUGUACCGAGCGCUGCAGAAAAGGAAAAGCGUCUCAGAGAGGAGGCCGAGCGCAAACGUCGUGAGGCAGAAGAACAAGAACGGCAGCAGCAAGCACAAAGGGCUGCGGAAGAAGAGCAAGCCAGACUCGAAGAAGAGCGGAGGUGGGCCGAGGAGACGCAACGGGUUCGAGAACAGGAACUGGAAGAACAGCGGGUCCAGGAACGUGAACGUCUACAGGAAGAAGAUCGUGUGCGACAGGAAGAACAGCGUCGUAGAGAGCGUGCCUACGAACUUGAGCGAGAACGUGAAGCCGCAGACCAAGCUGAGCGAGAAGCACGAUCGGCAGCCGAACGGAGUCGCCAACGUGCGACGAGUGACGCCCGCUUGAAUGGACAAUUCCUCAGCCAGUAUCAGGCAGAUCAAGCUCGAGUGAGUGCUGCAGCUUCGCACAAGCAGCAUAUCAUCGAGCAGGAGUCCACCGAGAGCAGACGCAUCGCCGAACUCGAACGUCAACUGGAGGAACUCAAAGCACAGCAACAUCACCAUCCCACGGAGCCAUCCCCGCCACCCAGGCUCCAAGCGGAGCAGCCCAGACAGCCUCCCCUUCCAAGCCGGUCCAACGUCGGCACGACAAGCCACGAGGACGACUGGGACGCCUCGGAGCGAGACUACCUCAGACGCGAAUGGCAAAGGACCCAAGACCUCGAGCAGGACACAACAUCACCACCUGCGAAGCCGCCCCGCCCCGAACCUGUCCCGGCGCCCUCGACCACUUCCACCCGGCCCCUCCCCGACCCAAUGACCUAUACUCCCGGCACGAACCGCACGGACCGGUACCUCGCGUCCCACGCUGCGCCGGCGCAACCCCCGGCCUCGUCCCACCGCCCUCAGGAUUACUCGACCACGACGGAAGUGGACCUCGAAACCCAACGACGCAUGCAGUCCCAGGCGCGCACCAAGGCGGGCGGGUGGGCGUCAAAGUCCCUGCUCGAGCGGGAGAUGGAGCGCGAACGCGAACGGCAGCGGGAGUGGGAAGAGGGCCAAAAGGACACGGCCGCGAGGGCCCGCGACAUCAGGGAGGGCAGCGCCCCGGGCCAGAGCUGGGAUGUGCAUCAGUACGGGUACAUGGGAGGGGACAACCAGAACCGCGGCGGCACCGGUCUGGGUGUCGGUGGCGCCAGAAGGCAGAUCAUUGGGCCUCGACCACCUCCUUGAUUGCUCUCCUGUCAAGACAUGCUGAUGCGUUGCGUGAGAAAUUUGGGGCACUUGGGCAAGACACGUUUGAGAUGAUUGAAACGAGGUAUAUGAGAAUUCGAGUAUAAGUAAACUUCUACGGAGUGCACAUUAACGUGGGUAACAUGGUGACACUGCUGGCUUAGCUUUUAUGUGAAGUUUUGGAUCGGAUUCACGAUAUUCAUAUUGCACAAAAUUGAAAUUGAGAUUGAUCUUGGAUUACGACGGUGGUCCUCUGCCAUCUUGAUUUUUGUUCCACCAAUCAAGAAUAUAUCAUUGGACUUUCUCAAGAGCUCGUUUCAUUCUGUUUUGGAAGAGAGAGCGAGGAUUGACGGCCGAGGGAAAGCACCAACGUCGACACUAUCCGCGAGACAUACCUCGGGUAGGUAUUAAACAUAACGCAGGGAGUACUGGCGCCCCAUGAUGGGUGUCUUGUACGUUUUCCACCCCGUCUGCAAGGUCCAGACACAGGUGCGGGUAUUCGACCGGGGCCAAGUCCGCGGGAUGGAGGAAUUGGUCAGCCAUCUCGCCAGACACGUCUGGAGGUGAUCCUCUCGUCUCAGUCUGAGUACACAGGGAACGAUCCUCCUGGGCUGUCCGAUGGGGCAGAUUUUGUUUGCCUGAGUUGAACAGAAGUAGAAGCGCGCAAGAUGUUUGGCCAUCGAUAAUGCGCAUCGGCCUUGUCAUUUGCCUGUUGCUUCCGAGUAUGGCUCCCGGCAUGUCGCUGACACUUGUUCCAGCGCUGUGAGACAGAAGAGUGGAUUGUUUCUGUCUUGGUAGCUUUGACCGGUUCAAGUGCUGACUGGCAAUUGAUACAAUAGCGAGUGGCCAUUUGGAUAGAUGAUCGUUGGGACAUCAUGACAGCGCGACUUAAUCUUCGGGUUGAUACUGAUCAAGGAGGGAGGUAACGGUGACAAUGGUCUACCACAAAGCGAAUAAUUGGUCGAUCACAAUUCUCCUUUAUAUUCUUCUUGACUGCCGG